CGCCGCACUACUUCGAGCAACUUGUAAGGCUUCGACCAAUUUCCUUCUCUGCAUCAUAAGACUGCCUCUGUGGAUGGUAUCGACCCUGAUUGACCGUCAUUGGUCUCGUAGAUCAACCACUUCCCCGGCGACAAACGGUAUGGCCCGAUGUCGAACCGGACAACAUUCAGCCAGCGCUACUACUUCGAUGCCUCGUAUUACAAACCCGGCGGUCCCAUCCUGCUGUAUCUUGGGGGGGAGACUUCGGGACCAAGUCGUUUUCCGCUCAUGCAGACGGGUAUCAUCAAGAUCUUGAUGGAGGCUACGAAUGGUCUUGGAAUCAUACUGGAGAACAGAUACUACGGAGAGAGCUUCCCAUUUAACCUCAGCACAACCGACAACUUGAGAUUCCUGACUACUGAGCAAACAAUCGCGGACAAUGCCUACUUUGCCCAGCACGCAACCUUCCCCGGAGUGACGAGCAAUAUCUCCCUCAACGCUCCACACUCCCCAUGGAUCCUCUACGGCGGCAGCUUGGCUGGCUCACAGGCCGCUUUCUCCCUCAAGACGUAUGGAGGCGAUGGCGGGAUCAUCUGGGGUGGGAUCGCUACUAGUGGAGUUACGAAAGCUGUUGUCGGCUAUUCGCAAUGGUAUGCGCCGAUCCAGGAGCUCGCUCCACAAGAUUGCGUGGGCAGUAUCAACGGCAUCGUCGAGAACAUCGAUCGCGUUUUCGACACCGGUAAUCGGACGCUGAUCAACAAGAUGAAAGGGCUAUUCGAUAUGGAGAGCUUGUACGAUGUCGAUUUUGCCCGGGCGAUUGCAUUUCCAAUCGGCGGGCCUUUUGUUUAUCCCGGUUGCACAUAUCAAGAGCUCAACUGGGACGCCAGCGUCGACUGCCCCUACUUCUGGGAAUUCUGCCGCAACGUCACCGACCUCACCGCCUCGGCAAACAUCACAUCUGUAGACUACGCUCUCAGCGAAGCCACAAACGGCGAGCCCUGGAUCAACCUGGGCAACUACGCCAACUACAUCAAGACAGCCAUCAACCCCUACUGCCGGCACCUGCCCCUCAACCACACCCCGCACGGCCACGACUUCUGCUUCGGCACGCAGAACGAAACGUACUGGGCAGAUGUGCGGCCUUGGCCGUUGAAGUCCUUCCUCUACACCUCCUGCACGGAAAUCGGGUUCUACCAGGCCGCACCUGAGUCGGGACCGAGCUUGAUUUCGAAGGUUUUGAAUGUCAAUUACACCCAGCAGUGGUGCAGAUGGGCGUUUCCUCCAGGAAAAUACAACUCCAUCCCAGACAGCCCCGACGUCGACCGCAUCAACAAGUACGGCGGGUACAAUGUCGUGCAAAAGAGACUGGCGCACAUAGAUGGCGCUGCGGACGUCUGGCGCGACGCCUGCUACCACUCCACCGACGCGCCCGAACGCCUGACGCAAAACGCCAUCUCGGCUUACGAGAAUCCGCAACUCCUCAUCGCCGGCGCCGGCCACUGCUGGAAUAGUUUUGGGCUCGGGGGGUUAGCGAAUGUGAGCAUUACGCCGCAGUUCAUCCAGGGGGCGCAGUAUUGGAUCAUUCGGAUUGUGCAGAAGUGGGUGGCUGAGUUUCACGCGCAGGGAUCGUAGGUUGUGAGAUUGGAGGAUGGUAAUGUUUGAAGAGGAUAGACAUACUGCUAAUACCAGAUCGAAUCUAAUCAAG
Neohortaea acidophila is the source of this 1684-nucleotide messenger RNA. Its product is annotated as extracelular serine carboxypeptidase. The record is from RefSeq and is a predicted model, not a curated record. Lineage: Eukaryota; Fungi; Ascomycota; Dothideomycetes; Mycosphaerellales; Teratosphaeriaceae. The coding region runs from base 148 to 1611 and encodes 487 amino acids. Gene Ontology annotation, molecular function: serine-type exopeptidase activity; dipeptidyl-peptidase activity. Gene Ontology annotation, biological process: proteolysis. The transcript has 9 exons.